AGCGCUGCCGCCCCCGCCUCCCCCCUCGGCGCCUGUGGCCCGGCCGCGGCCGUGCCCUCCUGGUCCCCUCACCCUCACACACACAGGCCGGGCAUUGAUGGUAAUGUAUGCGAGGAAACAGCAGAGACUCAGUGAUGGCUGUCACGACCGCAGGGGGGACUCGCAGCCCUACCAGGCUCUUAAGUACUCAUCCAAGAGUCAUCCCAGUGGUGGUGAUCACCGUCAUGACAAGAUGCGAGACACCACAGAUCCCUCACCACCAAACAAAAUGCUGCGGCGCUCUGACAGCCCUGAAAACAAAUACGGUGACAACACAGGGCACAGUAAAGCAAAAAGUGUGCAUACUCACAGAGUUAGAGAGAGGGAUGGUGGGACCAGUUACUCUCCACAAGAAAAUUCACACAACCACAGUGCUCUUCAUAGUUCAAAUUCCCAUUCUUCUAAUCCCAGCAAUAAUCCAAGCAAAACUUCUGAUGCAGCUUAUGAUUCUGCGGAUGAUUGGUCUGAACACAUCAGCUCUUCAGGCAAAAAAUACUACUACAACUGCCGAACAGAAGUUUCACAGUGGGAAAAACCAAAAGAGUGGCUGGAAAGAGAGCAGAGACAAAAAGAAGCAAGCAAAAUGUCAGUUAACAGUUUUCCAAAAGAUAGGGAUUACAGAAGAGAGGUGAUGCAGGCGACAGCUGCCAGUGGGUUUGCCAGUGGAAUGGAAGACAAGCAUUCCAGUGACACCAGCAGUAUGCUCCCACAGAAUAUUUUAUCUCAAACGAGCAGGCACAAUGACAGAGACUACAGACUGCCAAGAGCAGAGACUCACAGUAGUUCUACUCCAGUACAGCAUCCCAUCAAAACAGUGGUUCAUCCAACUGCUACGCCAAGCACUGUUCCUCCUAGUCCGUUUUCUCUACAAUCUGAUCACCAGCCAAAGAAAUCCUUUGAUGCUAAUGGAGCAUCUACUUUAUCAAAACUGUCUACAUCCGCAUCUUCCAUCCCUGCACAGAAAACAGAGAGAAAAGAGUCUGCAUCUGUGGACAAGUCUGUAUCCCAUUCUUGCACAACUCCUUCUACAUCUUCUGCUUCUGGACUGAAUCCAACUUCUGCGCCUGCUUCAUCUGCUCCUACAGUUCCUGUUUCACCUAUCCCACAAUCACCAAUUCCUCCAUUACUUCAGGACCCAAAUCUCCUUCGACAGCUGCUGCCUGCUCUGCAAGCCACCUUGCAGCUUAAUAAUUCUAGCGUAGAUAUAUCCAAAAUCAAUGAAGUUCUAACAGCAGCUGUGACACAAGCCUCUCUGCAGUCUAUACUCCAUAAAAUUCUUACUGCUGGACCAUCUGCUUUCAAUAUCACGUCCUUAAUUUCUCAAGCUGCACAACUGUCUACGCAAGCUCAGCCAUCUAAUCAGUCUCCAAUGUCUUUAACAUCUGAUGCCUCAUCACCAAGAUCAUAUGUGUCUCCAAGGAUAAGCACGCCACAGACUAACACUGUUCCACUGAAACCUUUGAUGACUACGCCACCAGUAUCAUCCCAGCAGAAGGUUGCUACUCCAGGUGUUAAACAAGGACCAGCUUCCCAGGCAGCACCUCAGCAGCCAGUAAUAGCUGACAAGCAGGCAGGACAUGAACCUGCCUCUCCACGAAGUCUUCAGCGUUCAAGUAGUCAAAGAAGUCCAUCACCAGGUCCAAAUCAUACCUCUAGCAGUAGUGCAUCAAACUCAACACCUGCACCACAGAAUACAUCUGUACGACCCACAUGUUCAUUAACACCUACGCUAGCAGCACACUUCAAUGAGAACCUUAUAAAGCAUGUUCAAGGCUGGCCUGCAGAUCACGCAGAAAAGCAGGCAUCAAGAUUACGUGAGGAAGCCCAUAACAUGGGAAGUGUGCAUAUGUCAGAAAUUUGUACUGAAUUAAAGAAUUUAAGGUCUUUAGUUCGAGUAUGUGAAAUUCAAGCAACUUUGCGUGAGCAAAGGAUACUAUUUUUGAGGCAACAAAUUAAAGAACUUGAAAAGCUAAAGAAUCAGAAUUCCUUCAUGGUGUGAAAAAUUGUAAACAAUUGCACAUGGUUUUGAGUACAGGAACUAUUAAACUGAUGCCCAGUCUUAACACUU
Molecule: messenger RNA, 2107 nt
Organism: Serinus canaria (Common canary)
Lineage: Eukaryota; Metazoa; Chordata; Aves; Passeriformes; Fringillidae
Gene: WAC
Product: WW domain containing adaptor with coiled-coil
Exons: 14
Coding region: 98-2038 (646 amino acids)
Biological process (GO): regulation of autophagy; positive regulation of TORC1 signaling
Cellular component (GO): nucleus
Molecular function (GO): chromatin binding; RNA polymerase II complex binding
Source: RefSeq, a predicted model, not a curated record